Messenger RNA from Phaedon cochleariae (mustard beetle), 441 nucleotides. The record is from the annotation of a GenBank genome assembly. Lineage: Eukaryota; Metazoa; Arthropoda; Insecta; Coleoptera; Chrysomelidae.
AUGCGCCAAUUGAGACUGCUGAGCACAUACAGAGCGUUGUGGCUGAUCCUCGAGCGUUACAUCGAACACAUCCACAACCAGACCAACGGCUUCGUGGUCAUAGUGGACUGGACCGAGUUCACCUUCAGGCAAACUUCCAACCUCAAACCUUCCAUUCUGAAGCUGAUGAUCGAGGGUCUGCAAGACUGCUUUCCCGCCAGGUUCAAAGGCGUCCAUUUCAUCGGACAAUCGUGGUACGUUGAGAUGGCGCUGGCCGCCAUCAAGCCUUUUUUGAACGAGAAGAUCAAAGAGAGGAUUUACGUGCACGGGAAUAAUUUGAGCACGUUGCACGAACACGUGCACAAAGACGUUUUGCCUACCGAUAUGGGAGGCGAACAGCCCUCCUACAACCCAGAGACUUUUUUGACUUCUUUGAGGGUGAAGGGUGAUGUGAAGAAGUGA